Molecule: messenger RNA, 5835 nt
Organism: Trichoderma reesei QM6a
Lineage: Eukaryota; Fungi; Ascomycota; Sordariomycetes; Hypocreales; Hypocreaceae
Product: Beta-ketoacyl synthase
Exons: 3
Coding region: 1-5583 (1860 amino acids)
Biological process (GO): long-chain fatty acid biosynthetic process
Cellular component (GO): fatty acid synthase complex
Molecular function (GO): holo-[acyl-carrier-protein] synthase activity; magnesium ion binding; 3-oxoacyl-[acyl-carrier-protein] reductase (NADPH) activity
Source: RefSeq, a predicted model, not a curated record
AUGCGUCCCGAAGUCGAGCAGGAGCUCGCCCACACGCUCCUCGUCGAGCUUCUGGCAUACCAAUUCGCCUCGCCCGUGAGAUGGAUUGAGACCCAGGAUGUCUUCCUGGCUGAGAGAAACGCCGAGCGCAUCGUCGAAAUCGGCCCCGCAGACACCCUUGGAGUCAUGGCCAAGCGCACACUGGCCUCCAAGUACGAGGCCUACGAUGCCGCAAAGUCGGUUCAGCGACAGAUUCUCUGCUACAACAAGGAUGCCAAGGAGAUUUACUACGAUGUCGACCCCGUGGAAGAAGAACCCGAACCCGCGGCGAGCUCAUCUGCUGCCCCCGCUGCUCCGGCCGCUGCCGGCGCUCCUGCGGCUGCUGCUCCAGUUGCUGCUGCUCCGGCUCCCAGCGCUGGACCUGCAGCCCAGGUCCCCGACCAGCCUGUGCAGGCCGUCGACAUUGUGCACACCCUGGUUGCGCAAAAGCUCAAGAAGUCCCUGGCUGAGGUGCCUCUCAGCAAGGCCAUCAAGGAUCUGGUUGGAGGCAAAUCCACCCUUCAGAAUGAGAUUCUCGGUGACCUCGGAAAGGAAUUCGGCACAACGCCUGAGAAGCCCGAAGACACACCCCUCGACGAGCUCAGUGCUUCCAUGCAGGCUACCUUCGAUGGCAACCUGGGCAAGCACACACAGUCCCUCAUCGCCAGGCUCAUCUCCUCCAAGAUGCCUGGUGGCUUCAACAUAACCGUGGCAAGGAAAUAUUUGGAAACAAGAUGGGGCCUCGGUCCCGGCAGGCAAGACGGAGUGUUGCUGCUGGCCUUGACCAUGGAGCCUCCUGCUCGUCUUGGAAACGAUGGUGAUGCCAAGGCUUACCUCGACGGAGUUACCCAGAAAUACGCCGCGACUGCCGGUAUCAGCUUGACGUCUGCGGCCGCAUCUGGUGGCUCUGAGGGAGGCGCGGGAGGCAUGAUGAUGGACCCCGCUGCCAUUGACGCUCUCACCAAGGACCAGCGCGCUCUGUUCAAGCAGCAGCUGGAGCUCUUCGCCAGAUACCUCAAGAUGGACCUCAGAGCCGGCGACAAGGCGCACAUCGAAUCCCAAAAGUCGGAAAAGGUCCUUCAGGCCCAGCUGGAUCUGUGGACUGCAGAGCACGGCGACUUCUACGCUUCGGGCAUUGAGCCUGUCUUCAGCGCAUUGAAAGCUAGAUCUUACGACUCGUCCUGGAACUGGGCUCGCCAAGAUGCGCUCUCCAUGUACUACGACAUCAUCUUUGGCAGACUCAAGACGGUCGAUCGUGAGAUUGUCAGCCAGUGCAUUCGCAUCAUGAACAAGUCCAACCCCAAGCUCCUCGAGUUCAUGCAGUACCACAUCGACAACUGCCCUACUGAGCGCGGCGAGACCUACCAGCUCGCCAAGGAGCUUGGACAGCAGCUCAUUGAGAACUGCAAGGAGGUUCUCAACCUGCCACCUGCUUACAAGGACGUUGCUGUCCCCACUGGUCCUCGCACCACCGUGGACGCCCGCGGCAACCUCAACUACGAGGAAGUCCCCCGCGCCAGCUGCCGGAAGCUCGAGCACUACGUUCAGCAGAUGGCCGAGGGCGGCAAGAUCUCCGAGUAUGGCAACCGCACCAAGGUGCAGAACGACCUGCAGCGUAUCUACAAGUUGAUCAAGCAGCAGCACAAGAUGUCUAAGACUUCUCAGCUCGAGAUCAAGAGCCUGUACGGUGAUGUUCUGCGCUCCCUGGCCAUGAACGAGAGCCAGAUCAUCCCCAAGGAGAAUGGCAAGGGCCGAAAGCCCGGUUUCAAGGGCUCAAGCCCGAACAAGGGCAGGGUUGAGACAAUCCCCUUCCUCCACCUCAAGAGGAAGUCCCUGCACGGCUGGGACUACAGCAAGAAGCUCACGGCCGUCUACCUCAACUGCCUUGAGGAGGCUGCCAAGGACGGCGUCACGUUCCAGGACAAGUAUGUCCUGAUGACGGGUGCCGGUGCCGGCUCCAUUGGUGCUGAGGUUCUGCAGGGUCUCAUCAGCGGAGGUGCCAAGGUUGUGGUCACCACCAGUCGAUUCUCUCGACAGGUCACCGAGUACUACCAGUCCAUGUACAGCCGCUUUGGAUCCCGCGGAUCUCAGAUCGUCGUCGUGCCCUUCAACCAGGGAAGCAAGCAGGACGUGGAGGCCCUCGUCAACUACAUCUACGACACCAAGAACGGCCUUGGCUGGGAUCUCGACUACAUCGUCCCCUUCGCCGCCAUUCCGGAGAAUGGCCGACAAAUUGACAACAUCGACUCCAAGUCGGAGCUGGCUCACCGCAUCAUGCUCACCAACCUGAUCCGCAUGCUCGGCUGCGUCAAGACGCAAAAGGCUGAGCGCGGUUUCGAGACCCGUCCCGCCCAGGUCGUCCUCCCCCUGUCCCCCAACCACGGUACCUUUGGUAACGACGGUCUCUACUCCGAGUCCAAGCUGGCUCUCGAGACCCUCUUCAACCGAUGGCACUCCGAGGACUGGGGCCACUACCUCACCAUCUGCGGUGCUGUCAUUGGAUGGACUCGUGGCACUGGUCUCAUGUCCGGUAACAACGUGGUCGCCGAGGGCGUGGAGGCCUUUGGCGUUCGCACCUUCUCUCAGCAAGAGAUGGCCUUUAACCUUCUGGGCCUGAUGUCCGCCACCAUCGUUGACCUCUGCCAGUCCGAGCCGGUCUUUGCCGACCUGAACGGUGGCCUGCAGUUCAUCCCCAACUUGAACGAGUCCAUGACCAAGCUCCGCAAGGACAUCAUGGAGACGAGCGAGAUCCGCAGGGCCGUCUCCAAGGAGAGCGCCAUCGAGAACACCAUUGUCAACGGAGCCGACUCCGAGGUUCUUUACAAGAAGAAGACCAUCGAGCCCCGUGCCAACAUCAAGUGCGACUUCCCCCACCUUCCCGACUGGAAGACGGAGGUGGCUCCUCUCAACGAGCAGCUCAAGGGCAUGGUCGACUUGGACAAGGUUGUCGUCGUGACUGGUUUCGCCGAAGUCGGUCCUUGGGGCAACUCCCGCACCCGAUGGGAGAUGGAGGCCUAUGGCGAGUUUUCGCUCGAGGGCUGCAUUGAGAUGGCCUGGAUCAUGGGCCUCAUCAAGAACCACAACGGUCCCCUCAAGGGCAAGCCCUAUGCCGGCUGGGUUGAUGCCAAGACUGGCGAGCCCGUCGAUGACAAGGAUGUCAAGCAAAAGUACGAGAAGCACAUCCUGGAGCACUCCGGUAUCCGCCUGAUCGAGCCUGAGCUCUUUGACGGAUACGACCCCAACAAGAAGCAGCUGCUGCACGAGGUCGUCAUCCAGGAGGACCUUGAGCCGUUCGAGGCCUCCAAGGAGACGGCUGAGGAGUUCCGCCGCGAGCAUGGCGACAAGGUGGAGAUCUUCGAGAUCCCCGAGAGCGGAGAGUACAUUAUCCGGGUCAAGAAGGGCGCCUCGCUUUGGAUUCCCAAGGCUUUGCGCUUCGACAGACUGGUCGCUGGUCAGAUCCCGACCGGCUGGGACCCCAAGCGAUAUGGUAUUCCUGAAGACAUCAUCAGCCAGGUGGACCCCGUCACCCUGUUCCUCCUCGUGUCGGUUGCUGAGGCUCUGCUGUCGUCUGGUAUCACCGACCCGUACGAGUUCUACAAGUACGUUCACGUCUCCGAGGUUGGUAACAUUGUCGGCUCCGGUAUGGGUGGUGCCAAGGCUCUGCGUGGCAUGCACAAGGCGCGAUACCUCGACAAGCCUCUUCAGAACGACAUCCUGCAGGAGUCCUUCAUCAACACCAUGUCUGCUUGGGUCAACAUGCUGCUGCUCUCUUCGUCUGGACCUAUCAAGACUCCCGUCGGUGCUUGUGCUACUGCUAUUGAGUCUGUUGACAUUGGUGUGGAGACAAUUCUUGAAGGCAAGGCCCGCAUCUGCCUGGUCGGAGGUUUCGACGACUUUGGUGAGGAGGGUUCCUAUGAGUUUGCCAACAUGAAGGCCACCAGCAACAGCUUGGACGAGUUCGCCCACGGCCGUACCCCCGCCGAGAUGUCACGUCCCACCACUACCACGCGAAACGGCUUCAUGGAGUCUCAGGGAUGCGGUGUCCAGGUCAUCAUGACUGCUCAGCUGGCCCUGGAUAUGGGAGUCCCGAUCCACGGUAUCCUCGCCUUUACCACCACCGCCUCCGACAAGAUUGGCCGAUCCGUCCCUGCUCCUGGCCAGGGCGUUCUCACCUCCGCGCGCGAGCACCCCGGCAAGUUCCCGUCGCCCCUGCUUGACAUCAACUACCGCCGCAGGCAGAUUGAGCGUCGCAAGAAGCAGAUCAAGCAGUGGGAGGAGUCCGAGCUGGAAUUCCUUCAUGACGAGAUUGACGCCAUGAAGGCCCAGGGCGGCGUCUUUGACGAGAAGGAGUACGCUCAGGAGCGUAUCCUGCACAUCCAGAAGGAGGCUAUCCGACAAGAAAAGGAGCUCCUCCGCAGCAUGGGCAAUAACUUCUGGAAGAACGACCCCAGCAUCGCUCCUCUCCGAGGCGCCCUUGCCACAUGGGGCCUCACCAUCGACGACCUCAAGGUGGCCUCGUUCCACGGCACGUCCACGGGCGCCAACGACAAGAACGAGUCCUCGGCCAUCUGCCAGCAGCUGCGCCAUCUUGGCCGCAGCAAGGGCAACGCCAUCCUCGGUGUCUUCCAGAAGUACCUCACCGGUCACCCCAAGGGUGCUGCUGGUGCCUGGAUGAUGAACGGUGGCCUGCAGAUCCUCAACACUGGCCUGGUCCCCGGCAACCGCAAUGCCGACAACAUUGACCCCAUCAUGGAGAACUACGACCUGAUUGUCUACCCCAGCCGCAGCAUCCAGACCGACGGUGUCAAGGCCUUCUCCCUCACCUCGUUCGGUUUCGGACAGAAGGGAGCCCAGGCGGUCGCCGUCCACCCCAAGUACCUGUUCGCCACCCUGGACGAGAAGACGUACGACGCGUACCGCGCCAAGGUCGAGUCCCGACAGAAGAAGGCUUACCGCUUCUUCCACAACGGCAUGAUCAACAACGCCUUGUUUGUCUCCAAGGCCAACCCGCCCUACACUGACGACCAGCUCAGCGCGGUUCUGAUGAACCCCGAUGCUCGUGUGGUCGAGGACAAGAAGACGGCGGAGCUCAAGUUCCCCCCCAACUUCAUGAAGGCGUCCGAGAAGACUGUCUCUCCGACCGUCGCCAAGGAGACGCAGCAGGUGAUUGAGGCGCUCGCGCACAAGGUGGCGGGCAAGAACAGCAACGUGGGCGUGGAUGUCGAGGACAUUGCAUCCUUCAACAUUGACAACGACACGUUCAUUGAGCGCAACUUUACCAGCCAGGAGGUGGCCUACUGCAAGAGCGCUCCCAGCCCGCAGAGCUCGUUUGCCGGCCGAUGGAGCGCCAAGGAGGCCGUGUUCAAGGCUCUUGGCGUUGCCAGCAAGGGAGCUGGCGCUGCCCUGAAGGACAUUGAGAUCCUCAAGGACGACACCGGCGCACCUGUUGUUUCUCUUCAUGGUGAUGCUGCUGCUGCUGCCAAGCAAGCUGGCGUGAAGGAGGUCUCCGUCUCCAUCUCGCAUGCCGACAAGCAGGCCGUUGCCGUGGCGGUUGCCCACUUCUAAGGGCCGUCAUGGAUGGCUAUCUUUUAUAGUAUGUAAAAUGGGACGGCUGGCUUGACUCAAGGGCGUUGGUUCAGCACGGGAACAGGAUUGGCUCUCUUGGGGUUCAACUUUGAUGUGUAUCCGGGAAUGAUGACACGCAACGGAAAGCAGUUGCACUAGAUUUAUGAGGCAUUAAUGAGUGGCAAGUCAUUGCUUGAAAUGGAUGGUAUUGUAGACGGUUGAUUAAAAAAAUUUCAUGUUUUUUUCUUCUUA